Molecule: messenger RNA, 3288 nt
Organism: Jaculus jaculus (lesser Egyptian jerboa)
Lineage: Eukaryota; Metazoa; Chordata; Mammalia; Rodentia; Dipodidae
Gene: Gorasp1
Product: golgi reassembly stacking protein 1
Exons: 9
Coding region: 57-1418 (453 amino acids)
Biological process (GO): Golgi organization
Cellular component (GO): Golgi apparatus
Molecular function (GO): protein binding
Source: RefSeq, a predicted model, not a curated record
CCGGGGCACGGGACGCGGGUGCCACGGUGCCCGGCUUGCGGGCGGAGGACGCCGCCAUGGGCCUGGGAGCCAGCGCCGAGCAGCCUGCGGGCGGCGCCGAGGGCUUCCACCUGCACGGGGUGCAGGAGAACUCCCCGGCGCAGCAGGCAGGCCUGGAGCCCUACUUUGACUUCAUCAUCACCAUUGGACACUCACGGCUGAACAAGGAGAAUGACGCCCUGAAGGCGCUGCUGAGGGCCAACGUGGAGAAACCUGUGAAGCUGGAGGUUUUCAACAUGAAGACCGCGAAGGUGCGCGAGGUGGAGGUGGUGCCCAGCAACAUGUGGGGAGGCCAGGGCCUGCUGGGCGCCAGUGUGCGCUUCUGCAGUUUCCGCAGGGCCAGCGAGCACGUGUGGCAUGUGCUGGACGUGGAGCCAUCUUCGCCUGCCGCCCUUGCUGGCCUGCGCCCCUACACCGACUACGUGGUUGGCUCUGACCAGAUCCUCCAGGAGUCGGAAGACUUCUUCUCGCUCAUCGAGUCCCACGAGGGGAGAGCCUUGAAGCUGAUGGUGUACAACUCGGAGUCUGACUCAUGUCGGGAGGUGACUGUAACCCCCAACGCAGCCUGGGGCGGAGAGGGCAGUCUGGGGUGUGGUAUCGGCUAUGGGUAUCUACACCGGAUUCCAACACAGCCUGCCAGCCACAAGAGACUUCCUGGCACCCCGCCUCCUGGCGCUCCACCCCUCAGCACCCUGCCACCCGAAACCCCACAACCUGUCGCCUCAGUUCCCAGUGUCCCACCAACGGAGCCCACCCUCCAGGACCCUCCUGGCCUGGAGUUGAAUUCUAGACAAAGCGACUAUAUGGAGGCCACACUGCAGGUUCCCAGCAGCUUUUUGGACGGACAGCUCAUUGGUCCUGGGAGCCUCAGCCACAGUGCCUCAGACUUUGGGGGCCUUCCGUGUGCCAUGGAGCUCCCACUUCAGCCUCCCCCUCCAGUGCGCAGAGUCAUGGACCCAGGCUUCCUGGAUGUGUCAGGCAUGUCCCUGCUGGACAACAGCAGUGCUGGCCUGCGUCCCAGCCCGCCCCCUCCCACCACACUGACCUCUGCUGAUGCCACAGCCUCAGGGCUGGAGGACGUCGGUUCCAGCGCGAGUUCUCAUGAGCGGGGAGGUGAGACGACAUGGUCAGGGUCAGAAUUUGAGGUCUCCUUCUUGGACAGCCCGGGUGUGCAGGCCCAGCCGGACCACCUGCCUCAGCUGACCCUCCCUGACAGCCUCACUUCAGCAGCCUCCCCUGAAGAUGGGCUGUCCGCUGAGCUGCUGGAAGCACAGGCCGAGGAGGAGCCGGCACACACGGGGAGCCCGCGUUUCGGGGCAGAGGUCCAGGAGGCCGUUGGCCAGGCUCAGGUCUCCCCAGUGUCACAUCCUGGGCUGUGACGAGGCCCUCAGGACAUCUGGUGAGGUUCAAGAUGGGUCUGUGCUGCUUUCCAUGCUGCAGCUCCCAGUGGGGAGUGGGGUCUCUGCUGGGAGAGAGGCCCUGGGCAGGCAGAGGACUGGGAGCAGCACCCCAGCUUGAGUGCUGAGGCGCAGGAAAGAAUCGGCGGCUUGAGGAGGACGUGAAGCCUUGGUAGUAACAGGGACCCGGGAGCUCAGGGCCCGGCUUGCUGUGCCUAAUGAGCGGGCUGGGAGGAAGCGGCCGGUCACGCCCAGUGUGGCCACGUGGUGAGGUCGGUGGUAGGCUGCACAACUGUUUCAGUCCUCCCAGCUCAGCGCCACCAGCAGCACCUGCACUGGAAGGGUCCCCUAGCACCAUGAUCUCCCCACCCACUCCCACACCAUUCCAAUACCAAGUCUAAAUUCGGUGCCUUCAGCCUGAGGCUGGCUGACGCACCAGGUACUACUGCAGAGGCAGUGUAGCUGGCCACCUCUUCUGUGUGACAAACUCUGUCCCUUCAGAAACCCGUCUGUGCCUGUGCUGUGACGUCUUUUGCUCCCCAGGGCCUGUCCACCACACCUCGCCUCCCCAUUGUGCGCUCCUGUCAACUCCCCCACGCACAGUGAUCCCUGAAUACACGGCACCCAGCCAGCCCCAGCAGUGAAUAAAAAGGACAGUAUGCCAGGUGUGGUGGUACACGCCUUCAAUCUCAGUACUCGUACUUGAGAGGCAGAGGUAGGAUCUCUGUGAGUUUGAGGCUACCCUGAGACUAGUGAAUUCUAUCAGGUCAGCCUGGGCUAGAGCAGGACCCUACCUUUGAAAACCAACCACAAAAAAGGUACAAACUUAGCUGGGCAUGGUGGCGCAUACCUUUAAUCCCAGCACUUGGGAGGCAGAGGUAAGAGGAUCGAUGUGAGUUCGAGGCCACCCUAAGACUACAUAGUGAAUUCCAGGCCAGCCUGGGCUACAGUGAGACCCUACCUCAAAAAGCUAAAAAAAAAAAAAAAAAAAAAAGGUACCAACUUAAGCUCAUGAUUCUAAGUAAACUUAAAACCAGUCUGCUUAAAUAGGUUUCUCCAACCCAGAGCUCCCAUUUCAUUACAAGAAAAAACUUAAGCCCAGACAGGAGCGGAUAAGGGCCCUUCUGUCUGUGUAUGGCGUGGGUGACUGUGCCCUAGUGUCCUUGGAGGCCGAGGUUAGGUGAGGCCCAGUCUGCUUAGACAGGAGUCUCUGCUCCAUUGGGGGUCAGCCCCUCACCAGCCCAAGGCCUCUGCUCAGCCUAACCCACUGGCCUUCCACACUGCUUCCCUGCUACAACAUGCACCCUGCCUAGCCUUGUCCUCCAGCCUCCACUUAGUUCAGAGUGUCACUGUCUGUAACUGCAUGUGCAGGGAAUGAAUGCACAAGCUGUCAGGCCUGCAGGACUUGCAAGGACUGCCUGUUCUGAGGAGUGAGGGGUCAGGCUGCUCCCCAGCACUCAGGGCCUCAAGCACCGUGGCGGUGCUCAGAGCCAGCCCUCGCCAAGCCCAUUGGGGCAGCUGGGAGGUCGUGGACAGCGAGGUGCUGCAUCCUGGAAUGUCGGGGAGCCCUAUGUCAGCAUGCAGGAAUGUGGGAAGUAGAAUAGUCACUACAGGACUGUUCUGGACUAGUUAGUUCUUAGCUCCCUUCUCCCCCAAACUGGGGAAAAAUGAGUAUGUCUCCUGUUUCCCAGGUGAACAAGCAAAUCGGUUUUCUUUCUUUCUCUGUAAUCUGCUAUAAAGGACAAGUGACAAGUGAAAAAAACAAAUGUGUGUGGCACUUUGAAAUAUUAUAACUAAAAGCCUUUAUUCUAUACAACUGUGAAAUACAGAUUUUGACCCUUUUGGCAUUGCA